AUGGGAGGAGCGGUGAUCGGAGCUUUGCCACCGAUAACGAUGAGCAUCCUCUCAAUCGGCAGUCUCGUCACGAUGAUCACAAUGGUUUCGAUGUGCACAACGUGUUGCAAGAAGGUGAAAAACAGUGAUCCUGACGAAGUGGCUUAUGGAGUGAUUGUUGUCUCCGAGGACGUCCCCAAAACUGUUCAGUUCAGGAAUGGGAGUCACAAAAAUGCCGGCGAAAGGUUUUCACAGCCAGUUACUAAGUCUUCCUCAAACUCGGCCGUUCCAUCGCGAACCUCUGCUCCACCAGCUGGUCAAAGAGCUUUACCCGAAUUGCCCGAUAGUACUUAUUCUGCAAUCAAUAAAAAUCGGAGUGAAAAAGAGAUUGAAUACGCGGAUGGGCCAGCCACACAACUUUACGAGAGCAUUGACAGGGACAAUGACUCGACGAUUGAUCCAUUGUAUUCAAAGGUCACCGAGAAUCGCUCGACAAGACGAUACGAUUAUCCAGUGUUCAUGAAAAACACGAGAGCCAAAGAAACGGAUGAUCCUUUUUAUCAGAGUGUCUCGCAAAUCUAUGCACCCGGAAGUGAAGAUCCGUAUAGCUCAAUCGCUUCCGAGCCUCGAGUAGCCCUAGCUCAACAAGAAGACGACUCAAGCAGCGCUUAUGACCCAGGAUAUGCAAAAGUCAAACCAAGCACGAAAGCUGAACGAGAAAAGACCGAAGCUGAGCUCGAUCAAUUGUACAGCAAAAUUAGGAGAAAUGAGAGAAGAGAUGCGGUUUCUCCUUUGCCCGGAACCAGUCACCAAAUUGAUCUCAUACAAACGAACGGAGAGGUGUUGAGAGAAGAUUUGGGAAGAGCGGCGAAUGGACAGGAAGGUGACGACACAUCCGGUCGAGAACCAUCCUAUCGCUACAUCACUGUUCGAGAGAGUGCUGAGGUGAUCCGAGAACGUCUCCGUCAACAAGGUCAACUUGGGCCCGGUGGUCUUCCAAUCAGAGAGCACUACUAUUCAACAAUUGGCAAUGAAUAUGAGACGGUUGAUGGAACGAGCACAACAUAUAGUCGAGUCAGAGAACAACAACCGUCGUCAACAAGCUCUCGUCAUUCGCAGUUGACUCCACCAAGCGCCUUAUCGAUCUCGGUAAACCCGGCUGGGGAAUACGCGCCAGCUCCACCAACUUCACCAAUUCCCGAACGGACACCAGAGUUGUUUGAUCGGCUUCACCAAGGCUCCUCCCGAACACCAGAAGACUCAACUGGAUUGAUGUAUUCGGUGAUCAGAAAGACUCCAACCGGCCCAUCGCCAACCAUUCCCACUGUUGUCAAACCUCCAUCGAGAUCCCGACCAAAUAGCGAAUCACAUGAGUCCGUGUGGCCUUCGGUGGUGGUUUCUGCAAACAGAUCAUCAAAUCAAUCAAUCAAUCAACAACAUCGUCAAACGAAGCAAGGAGAGUACUGCGACGAGAUUCAAUCAUUCAUGAAUCGACCCGUUCUCCCGUAUGGAUCUGAGGCUUUGGUCAACAAGCGGGUCACCGAGGAGCGCGAGACGGUGACGGAAGAAAGGAGGAGCCGCGGGCCAAUGCCUGACCCACCAAUAUCAAAAUCUGAGUCUAGAGAUUUCGUCCACUAUCGCCAUCCUUCGCCAAACUCUGCCAAUCGUUUCAGUGCCACAAGUGUCAACUCGAAUCAGGGACUAUACUUGUCCUCUGAAUCAGAAGUCGAUCAAAUCCAUAAUCAACGAGUUCUUAAUGUCGAAAUCAAACGGGUCCAAGAGCGACAUCAACCACUUCUCAACGAGCACAUCGUGCAAAUCAAAGCGAUUCAAGAACAGAGACCGGCUACGCUACAAAUUGAACAGAAAUCAACGCCCGGCCCAUCUUCUCCACUUGGAAACGCCGCGUCCGAGAGAUCUGAUUCAUCGGAAAGAAAUAACAGAUCAAUGAGUGCUAGAGGUCGAUCACAGCUCCCAAUCGCCACAAAUGAGACUGAAGUGAAAGAACAAAUCGGGCGAUCAAGGCAACGCCGACAAGAAAGCAUUGAGAGGGAACAGCGAGAGGAAAAGGAGAAAAUCAAUAGAGAAUGUCGUCGACGUGAGAAAAUUGAGGAGGAGCUGAAAAAGGAGAGAAUGGGAACCGUUUACACGGCGAAUGACUACGUGAGUCCCUAUGGAUUCACGAGUGAUCGAGGGUGGCCGCUAGUUGCUCCUGAUCUUUCCCCAUCUCGAGAUGCCUCUCGUCCAUCAAGUCGUGCUACCACUCCCGCUCAAAAUGUGAUGAUCAUGAGUGCACCGAAUAUCUCUUAUAUUCAGCAU
Molecule: messenger RNA, 2298 nt
Organism: Mesorhabditis belari
Lineage: Eukaryota; Metazoa; Nematoda; Chromadorea; Rhabditida; Rhabditidae
Source: the annotation of a GenBank genome assembly